Molecule: messenger RNA, 1338 nt
Organism: Strongylocentrotus purpuratus (purple sea urchin)
Lineage: Eukaryota; Metazoa; Echinodermata; Echinoidea; Camarodonta; Strongylocentrotidae
Product: lysozyme 3
Exons: 3
Coding region: 128-583 (151 amino acids)
Molecular function (GO): lysozyme activity
Source: RefSeq, a predicted model, not a curated record
UGCGUCGUAUAUUUAUCGCGUGCACACCGUCAAAAGCCUUUGAGCUCAGAAUACUAGAAUAAUACGCAUAAUUCAGUACAGACUGAUUUACAUUUGAAGGUGGAUAUAAAGAGCAAAGAUUGUUGAAAUGGCUGUCGUGAUCACCAACGUAUUGAUUUUCUGCGCGGUCUUCGUCGCCGCUCUUGGAACGGAGAAGUACCAUGUGGCGCUCCCAACCCCCGUUCCAGCUGACUGUCUGAAGUGUAUCUGCAUCGUGGAAUCCAAAUGUAAGAUGCCCGCUCAUGUUUGCCAUAUGGACGUCGGCUCUCUAUCGUGUGGUCCAUACCAGAUAAAGGACGAUUACUGGAACGACGCCAGGAUGAAAGGCGGGGAUCUCAUGGGAUCUUGGAGAAAGUGCACAGCUGAUAUGGGGUGCAGCAGUGAGACGGUACAGGGCUACAUGGCUCGUUACGCUGUCUUCAGUCGCCUUGAACACCAACCAACUUGUGAGGAUUUUGCCCGCAUACACAACGGCGGUCCGAAUGGUUAUAAUAAGACCUCUACGUUGAAAUACUGGUCCAGAGUCAAGGAAUGCCUCAAUUAAAGUUCAGUUGAAAUAUUAAUGUUUCUUCUUUAAUACCUGAAUUAGGCUAACAUAGUGUGAAUGAUGCAAUACCUCAGUCACGAUACCCCUUUUGAAACCCAGCCGCUAGAAUGUGGCCCCCUUUGUUAAUGUUAUCUUUUUCUGCUUGUCAGAAAUUCAGGAGUAAAAAGCCAUCAAAAUUGUGUUGGGGUAUCAACAAAUUGUAAGUCAUAUUGCACCCCUCUUCUACAAAAUCCUGAUUCCACCACUGUUCUAAAACUCAUGAACUCUUGAAUUUAUUGGCUAUGAGGUGGACCGUAACUUUCUGUUGGCUUUGCUAGAGUGACUACGGGGUAUGAGGCUUUAGUUAUUUAUGAAGACCUGUCAAGAAAGCAAAGAGUAUAAUUCAAAAUUUUCUAUUCGAUCUUUAUAGAGUUCGCUCUUAGCGUUUAGUUCACGAUUACUAAUUAAGUAUGUAACGAUAGCACGUCAUACUUGAUGCUUUCGAUUAUUAUAGCCUGUUUGAUUAUAUCUGUCUUAUUUGUAAGGCUAAUUAAAAAAUACAUUAUCCUGUUCUUGUGCUAUAUAAAGUAAUGUGGAUUUUUUUUUCUUCAACUUUGUAUGUUUUAAAAUUGAAUGGAAAGAUUAGAAACAAUUGCAUUGGAUGAACUUACCCCAUUCGGGUAUUACAUUUAUAGGUCUAUCUGUUAAAACAUAUCAGAUAUCAAUGUGUGUCUAGCUGACCCCUAUAUUUGCAUCCAUACUGGUGUAACAUU